Lagopus leucura (white-tailed ptarmigan) is the source of this 4273-nucleotide messenger RNA. RefSeq names its product RAB4A, member RAS oncogene family (gene RAB4A). The record is from RefSeq and is a predicted model, not a curated record. Gene Ontology annotation, molecular function: GTP binding; GTPase activity. The transcript is spliced from 9 exons. The coding region runs from base 114 to 794 and encodes 226 amino acids. Gene Ontology annotation, cellular component: postsynaptic recycling endosome. Lineage: Eukaryota; Metazoa; Chordata; Aves; Galliformes; Phasianidae. Gene Ontology annotation, biological process: regulation of endocytosis; Rab protein signal transduction.
GGCGGUGAGGGGCGUGCGUUCGGUGCUGCGGGGUUGCGAGUCUCCGCCCGGCGGCUCGCUUCUCGGGUACGGUGUGGGAGCGGAGCGAGCGAGGGAGGUUUGCUACUCGCGAAAUGUCGCAGGCUGCCAUGUCCGAGACCUACGAUGGAAGCAUUUUUUGUCUACCAGAUUUCCUGUUUAAGUUCUUGGUCAUAGGAAAUGCUGGGACUGGAAAAUCCUGUUUACUACACCAAUUUAUUGAAAAGAAAUUUAAAGAUGAUUCAAAUCAUACCAUAGGAGUGGAAUUUGGUUCAAAGAUCAUAAAUGUUGGUGGUAAAUACGUGAAAUUGCAGAUAUGGGAUACAGCAGGACAAGAGAGAUUCAGGUCUGUAACAAGAAGUUACUAUAGAGGUGCUGCAGGUGCUUUACUUGUCUAUGAUAUAACCAGCCGUGAAACCUACAAUGCUCUCACUAAUUGGCUGACAGAUGCAAGAAUGUUAGCAAGUCAAAAUAUUGUGAUAAUACUGUGUGGAAACAAAAAAGAUCUUGAUGCAGAUCGUGAAGUAACCUUUCUAGAAGCAUCCCGAUUUGCACAAGAAAAUGAGCUGAUGUUUUUGGAAACAAGCGCACUGACGGGGGAAAAUGUUGAGGAGGCCUUUGUACAGUGUGCAAGAAAAAUACUCAAUAAAAUUGAAUCAGGAGAAUUAGAUCCAGAAAGAAUGGGCUCAGGUAUACAGUAUGGAGAUGCUGCCUUGAGACAGCUGAGAUCACCACGAAGAGCACAAGCACAAAGUGCUCAGGAAUGUGGGUGUUAAAGAAGCAAAACACAAAAUCCAAAAUACUCACUUUAGAUACAGAAGCUGUCCAUACAAAUGGUGUUUGAAGAAAUAAAGCUUGAAAGCUGUGCAGUUUUGAAAACCAUCUUUCUGCUGUGUACAGCCAGAGCAGACCACUGCUGACAGAGAGGUGCAUCAUGUGGUGUGGAGCAGGAAUGUUCAUGUGGCACAAGCCUGCAAAGGGAACCUGCUAACUCAGUGGGAAGUGUUAAAGUGAUACCUGUAUGUAAACGUUUUCCAUUACCUAUUUUUAUUUCACCUUUAGUUGAAAGCAUUACUAUAUACUGUAAAUAAUGUAACAGUAAAUUUACAAAGCAUGAUAUAUAUAUAUAUAUAUAUAUGAUGAUAGAACAUUGCACUACAACAGUUUAAUAUUUUAUUUUUUUAUUGUAGAAACUAAAAGUUAACUGAAGUAGACUUUGUCAUGUUUGUUGCAUAAUAGUUUAUAUUUAUGCCAUGAAUUAUAAAACCACUGGCAGUGUCAGUGAGGGAUGGCUGUUUUUCUCCCCCACACUUCCCCCCAUUUCUUUUGCCACGUUCUGACAAGGUGUUUCUAUGACUGGUUCUCAAUAUGGGGUUAGUUUUGGUUGCUUGGUUUGGGCAGUGCAUCAAGUUGGAAAAGUCAUUUUUAUUGAAGUUCACCUGUUUUAACAAAAUUCUUAUAUAUCAUCUUUUGAAGCACUUUUAUCAAACUGUAAAAGUUCAGGAAAACAUAGUUAUGUUGAGAACAUAAGUCUCUCAAAUGGCUGUUAAUUGAUGUGGAUUUUGAAAUUUUUUUUUCUUGGUUCUGACGUUUUGUAUAGCACUGGUGUCAUGAAGAUAGUAUGUAUAUGUGAACAGAAUUGAGCAUCUUCUGUGUGUUUUGUACAUCUGGUGUUGGGCAUGGGCUUCCAGAAACCUGUCACAGUAGGAGUUCUAUUAACCUCUGAUUGCUAACUAAGCAAUUGCCUGUAGAAAAAUUGAUUUCUGCUGAAAUAUGCCUUGUGAGGUACAAACUGAAUCCAGGUUGGUUCUUCUAAAGUAUCCCGAAUGUAUGACUUAGAAUACUGGUAUCUUAAACGUUUAUAAAAUACAAUUAGGAACUUGGAUGGUAAAGUUAGGCUUCAAAAUCAGGAACUGAAGACUCUGUCUUGCUGGAGUCCAACCUUUUGAACUUCUGGGGAAAAUAUGGUACGUAACGCUGUCAACAUUGCUUCCAGGAAACUCAUAUGAGGGAAGAAAGAAAAAGAUGCUGGUGAUGUAGUUCAUUCUUCCUGUGAAACUCAUCAGGGGAAACAUCGGCCUUAGUGCUGACUUCAUUUCUCAUUCAAGCAAUUCAUACUUCCCUUCUGCCUUCUUAUAUGGCAAGAAGGAGAUACGGGGUGAGGACUAGGAGUUCUGUUGUCAUUGCUCAGCUGGAGACAGAAUAGACUGGCAGAGGGCUUAAGCGUGAGGACAGAACCAUGAGUAGUAUGUAUGAUCAGGUAAGAGAUACGGCUUUCAUGUUGUCAGAUAAGGAGCUGUGGAAAGUGUUUCUGGAGCUAUCUGAACUCAAACUGUUGUUACAAGGGAAAUGAUAGUUCAGUUGUAUGGAUAUAAAUUGCUAGUGAGGAUUUUACUUAGUUCCUUAUGUAAUUAGAAAUUGGAAGUCUUUUUGGAAAUGCAAGCGAAUGCAAGCAAACACAGAAAAUAGUUUAUCUCAUCAGAAAACAGUAUGAAAAUUCCAAGGAAAAACAUGCUUUAUUUUCUAUAUAUGAGUAUUUUUAAGGGACGCUUGUCAGGUACAUAUUUAAAAACUAAAUCAGAAAACUGAACUGCUGCUGUGACUCAGAGGGCAGUUAAAGCACACAAGCAAACCAAGGAUGAUACAGAGAAGACGGUAUUCCAUCUUUCAUAGAACUAGAAUUGUGUGGAAAAAAAUAAUUGUCCUGACAUUUUUGUUUCAAAUGGAUGUUUGUCUUAAAAUGAUAUACCUUGGCCAUCUCUGAAAUAAAAAUAUGAAAUAAUUAACCCUAGACUUUUCCAGUACACAGUAAGUUUUUAAAAGACUGUAGAGUCCAAAGCCUUGUUAGAGCUUUCUGCUGUGUCCGAUGUUAUGCAACAAAUCUAAAUCCUAAAUAACUAAUAAUAAUUCUUCCCAAGGCAUAUUCUCUUCUUGAUAAAAUUCAGUGUUUUGUUGUUUUGGUUUUUUUUUUAGGCGUCUUAAUUCUGCAUUUACAGGGACAUAAAAGAACUCUGAAUAGACCUUACCUGUCAGCCAUAAUAACUUAAUUUGGCUUCCACUACUCCAAAACCAGACGGAGGUACCAAAAGCAGUCCCUUGAAGUAGAGGUUAGAUGCAGUUAGAUGCAGUCUCUACCAGUCCAAAUGGCCUGUUGUUCAACUGUGAUGUUUUGCCAUCCUCCUGAACUCUUGCAAAAAUGCAGAGUGAAGGGGAAUAUGUCAGUUCUGAAACACCAAACCAUUACUGAAAUGCUGGAAAAAAUAAUAGAGGAAUCCAUUUCCCCUUCAUCUAAUCAGAUUUCUUGGUACACUGAUAAAGUGAAGGCUGAGCACUUACCAGUUCUGACAUAGCACAGAGCUAGAGGUCUCCCCCUGUCACUUGAAGUGGUUGAAGGGGGGAGUUGGCACUUGAUUAAAACUUACUUUUAUUAUUAUGCUAGCAGUUUGAAGAAUAAGGGGAGUGGUUAUUUAGUUCUGUUGCUUCUGAAUAGUCCCCUAAUGAAAGAAACAGGGACUUUGAAGUGUGGUUGGUUUUUCCUGACUUUUAAAAAAAUGCAUUUUCUAUUCCUUUUUCCUUUAUGUACAAAUUGGCUCUCUGUUUUAUACUGGUUCAUAUGGUUAAGCAGCAGGAAGCAGUUUCAUUGUUUGGUAACAACUUGUCUUACGCUGUCUCCUUCCCAGGACGAAGGAAAAAAUACUUGCAUUAUAAUCAGUUGACAUGUUUCUACUAUUUCUUUAAAUAUAUGUUCCUGCUACCUUAGUGCAACUUAACCAGGUUAAUGUUUUGUAGUCUUGUACCCCCGUGCUGCAUCUCAUUGACAUUUUGAAAAGAAACCUUCUAAAAUGGCAAUUCCAGAGGGCAAUACUUGGGAAGCAAUACUGUAAGCAACAGUGUUUACUAGUUCUCCUCUGAGAAUUUAUUUCUAAAAAUAAACAUUAUGCCCAUAACAGCUGUGGAAUCAAUUUCAAGCUUUAAUAAACCUAGCUCAUGAAAAUAUUAAGUGAAAAAUAUGUUCAACUGCAUAUGACUUCUAGUGUAAAAUUAAUUUACCAAAGCAAAAUGGCUUAAUUUUAUGUGAACUAAUUCCAGGCAGCCAUAUCCUAGGAUUUACUGAAUACAGAGUUUCAACUCUUCCAGUCCCUUAGAAGAUCUAAAUGUCUUAUUAAAAUCUGUUUUGCCUUUCAGUGAGGCUACUGGCUUAUAUUCCAUUUCAUGCUUAUAUCUAACAAGAAAUAAAGAGUCUUUCUUAAUUUUU